AUGCCUCUAGAACUACACCCCGCCACCCCCCCAGACACACCCACGCUGGCAACCCUCUUCUUCACAAGCUUCUCCGACGCCUUCAAUACGAAACUCUUCCCGCGCACACCCGACGUGCACGCCUGGUGGACGCGCGCCCUAGCCAAGGACAUCCGGAACCCGCGCAAACAGCUCUUGAAAGUAGUCGACACGGACGCCGACCCGGCCAAGAACGAGCCUGCAAUUGUGGGAUUCGCGCUGUGGUCGCUCCCUGCCCCGGCGUCCGAUGCGGACCCCACGACCGGGGCGGAGAUAGAAGAGGAGCUUGAGGAUGGGUUCAGUCCGCCUUGGCCGGAGAGCUGUGACGAGGACUUUUGUGAGAGGUUCUUUGGUAAGAAUCAUGAGCGCCAGGUGGCGGUUAUGGGGGAUAAGAGGUAUUAUUAUGUCGAUAUUCUAGGGACGCAUCCUGCGGCAAGGAGAAGGGGUGUCGCGACGAUGCUUAUGAACUGGGGGUUGGAGAGAGCGAAGGAGGAAAGCCUGGAGGUGUACUUAUCUGCUACACAGGCGGGGAGAUUGGUUUAUGAGAAGUUGGGAUUUGAGGUUCGGUCGACGGGGGAGUUGGAUGGGUAUGUACAGGAUUCGAUGGUUUGGGUUCCUUGA
Aspergillus bombycis is the source of this 639-nucleotide messenger RNA. Its product is annotated as GNAT family N-acetyltransferase. The coding region runs from base 1 to 639 and encodes 212 amino acids. NCBI's taxonomy places the organism in Eukaryota, Fungi, Ascomycota, Eurotiomycetes, Eurotiales, Aspergillaceae. Gene Ontology annotation, molecular function: acyltransferase activity, transferring groups other than amino-acyl groups. The transcript is spliced from 2 exons. The record is from RefSeq and is a predicted model, not a curated record.